Hibiscus syriacus is the source of this 1080-nucleotide messenger RNA. RefSeq names its product probable WRKY transcription factor 15. Gene Ontology annotation, biological process: regulation of DNA-templated transcription. The coding region runs from base 88 to 915 and encodes 275 amino acids. Gene Ontology annotation, molecular function: DNA-binding transcription factor activity; sequence-specific DNA binding. The transcript is spliced from 3 exons. The record is from RefSeq and is a predicted model, not a curated record. NCBI's taxonomy places the organism in Eukaryota, Viridiplantae, Streptophyta, Magnoliopsida, Malvales, Malvaceae.
UUCUGAGUUUUCAUUUUCAUAUUAUUACAAGUCCAUUUAUUGUUCUAUAAAACCAAAAUUGAGGAUUUCAACUUUGGAUGAACAAAAAUGGCGGUGAAAUUGAUGAUGGGAUAUGGUGAUGGGAAUAGUUUUGCAGAAGCUGCAACUGCUGGGAUCCAAGGCGUUGAGGAAUUCAUAAAAUUGAUGUCCAAAGCUCAGCAUCUUUACAACCAUGAUGAUUCUUUUAAAGCGUCUUCUUCUUCUUCUUCAGAUUCAGAGCCGAGUAUCGUGAUCCAAGCUGUUACAGAUAAGAGUGUAAGUUCUUUCAAGAAAGUUAUUUCUUUGCUAGGUCGUCCCAGAACAGGCCAUGCUCGGUUCAGACGUGCGCCUCUUACUCCUCUCCGACGAGACCAAUUUGAUUCCCAACAAUCUCCGCAGAAGAUUGAAGAAACCAAAGUUAAAGUGUCUGCCUUUAAUCCAGUUCAUCCGACACAACCAGUUCAUAGAUUUCCUCCUUUGUCUUUCUCUUCCCAUGUCCAUUCAUCUGGUAAGCCUCCAUUGUCUUCGAAAAGGAAGUGCGAUUCCAUGGGUACUGCCGCUCUCAAGUGUGGAUCCGCAUCCGGUCGUUGCCAUUGCUCCAAGAAAAGGAAAUUAAGAGUGAAGAAAGUGAUUAGAGUUCCUGCAAUCAGCGAUAAAACGGCGGAUAUUCCUCCUGAUGAUUAUUCCUGGAGAAAAUAUGGCCAGAAACCAAUCAAGGGUUCUCCUCAUCCAAGGGGGUAUUACAAGUGUAGCAGCGUCCGAGGCUGCCCUGCCAGGAAACACGUCGAGCGAGCAUUAGACGAUCCGACGAUGUUGAUUGUAACAUACGAAGGAGAUCACAACCAUAGACAAAACAUCAGUGAUGUCCCAGCAACUAUGAUCCUGGAGUCAUCUUAGUACCUCACCACUAGAGAUUUAAAUUACCUUAUGGUCAUUUUUGAUUACGUUUGUAGCGAUUAACAAAUGUUAUUGCGAUCAUUACGGUUACGAGUAUCAUGUCAUCCCAUAAUAAUUUUGGACAACAUCAUUACUAUUAUAAAAUGACGCUAUUUUAAUUGCGAA